AUGGUAGGUCACCUUGUUAAACCUGAUAAUAGAAAUUGCAAGAGACCAAGAGAGUUGGAGCCUCAAAUGCCAGACAGUCCACAACUGUCCUCUCUGGGGAAAUCAGAUUCCUUAUUCUCUGAAAGCUCUGGACUGUUUUAUGAAGAUGAAGCCCUGGAGAAGGAUUUGAAUGAUAUGAACAAAGAAAUUUAUCUAAUCUUGUCUAUAUAUGCAAAGAUCUUAAAUGAAAGAACAGCAGAAGAUGCAUCUGACAUUGAUGAGAUAGAUGAACUCUUCAAAGAAGCCAAUGCUGCUGAGCACUUUCUAAUACAAAAAAGAGAGCUCCUGAGACAGAGGUUUACAGUGAUUGCAAACACACUGCACAGGUAA
This is a messenger RNA of Manis pentadactyla (Chinese pangolin), 369 nucleotides long. RefSeq names its product testis-expressed protein 12. NCBI's taxonomy places the organism in Eukaryota, Metazoa, Chordata, Mammalia, Pholidota, Manidae. The record is from RefSeq and is a predicted model, not a curated record. Gene Ontology annotation, cellular component: central element. Gene Ontology annotation, biological process: synaptonemal complex assembly.